AUGGCGAUCCAGCCCGUGCCCGCGCUGCUGCUGGUGGCCCUGCUCCUGUCUCCGCACAGCCGCAUGGAGCCCACAGAAACCGUGCCCACCCUGGCCCUGGCCCCGGCCUCAGCCCCGACCCGGCCCUGGCCCCUGGUCGGUAACUCGUCAGCAGGCCAGCCCCUGUCGGGCUUCGAGGUCAAGGCCGCAGCGCCCGCCCCGCACCCCGUGCCAGGCCCACUCGCCCUGCGGGGCCCGCUCAUCCCGCUCGCCCUGUGGCUGGUGCUCGGGCCAAGGACACUGCCUGGGCACAGGGACUACGACCAGGCCCGCUACAGACCUGGACCCACAGCGGUGACCAGCGGUGACCGGCAGCCCCCGGUGCAGGGCACAGGGGGACCACACGCACGCCACCAGCAAGCGGGCCCACGGCACGCGGUCCUCAAGCAGCGCAACGUGGACAAGAACAGCACGGGCGAGGGCAGAGGGAACAGCCCCGCCAAGGACACACCCUGGGAGCCGAAGGACCUCGUGACGCUGCCGGAGAUUCCUGGGCUGCAGCAGACGCAGCUACCAGCUUCCGCAGAGGCCGCCGCCAGGCCUCUUCCCAAGAGAAGAACCAUGCCCCUUGGCAGCCGGUCACAAUACAGCAGAAGACUGCGGGGCGGAGGGCCGGCUGACUCCAUCACUGCCAAGAGGCCAAGAGUGGGGAGCAAACGCAUGAUGCCGUACGGGGCCCGGGGCCGAGCCUGUCCUUCAGAGCCACCGCCUCCCAAAGCGUGGCACCCCCCCCCACCCCCGGGCCCCGGUGCCUCGGGAGGCGGAGACCCUGCUGGGAGCGAGCCGGCCGUGGGCGCCCAGAGGGUCGCAGAAGACGAUGCUGGCGAUGAGCUCGCCCUUGGCUCCAACCCGAGUGUCACUUCACUGAGUCAGUUCCCGUCAUGA
Neogale vison (American mink) is the source of this 924-nucleotide messenger RNA. RefSeq names its product proline-rich protein 2-like. The transcript has 5 exons. The record is from RefSeq and is a predicted model, not a curated record. Lineage: Eukaryota; Metazoa; Chordata; Mammalia; Carnivora; Mustelidae. Bases 1 to 924 code for a protein of 307 amino acids.